Molecule: messenger RNA, 1839 nt
Organism: Cordyceps militaris CM01
Lineage: Eukaryota; Fungi; Ascomycota; Sordariomycetes; Hypocreales; Cordycipitaceae
Product: pheromone processing carboxypeptidase KexA
Exons: 3
Coding region: 1-1839 (612 amino acids)
Biological process (GO): apoptotic process; proteolysis
Cellular component (GO): trans-Golgi network
Molecular function (GO): serine-type carboxypeptidase activity
Source: RefSeq, a predicted model, not a curated record
AUGGCCUUCGCCGCUUCCCUCCGGGGACCUCGACGAUGGCUGGCCGCCGCGGUCCUAGCUCUUGGCCCUCUGGCAGCCGCGGCAGACAAGUCGGCCGCUCAGUACUACGUCCAUAACCUCCCCGGUAUCCCUGAGGACCAGGCACCGGUGAAGAUGCAUGCCGGACAUAUCGAAAUCAAUCCCGACAGCAACGGUAAUCUCUUCUUCUGGCAUUUCCAGAAUAAGCACAUUGCAAAUAAACAGAGAACGGUUAUUUGGGUCAAUGGCGGACCGGGCUGCAGCUCCGAAGACGGCGCACUGAUGGAAAUCGGCCCGUACCGUGUCAAGGACAAGAAUACGCUCGUUGUCAAUAACGGAUCAUGGAAUGAAUUUGCGAAUCUCCUCUUUGUCGAUAACCCUGUCGGAACCGGGUUCAGUUACACCAAUACCGAUAGCUACGUACACGAACUCACGGAAAUGGCGAGCCAGUUUGUCCAGUUUCUGGAGAAAUUCUUUGCCAUCUUCCCCGAGUACAGCCACGAUGAUAUUUAUAUAGCUGGAGAGUCUUAUGCUGGACAACAUAUCCCCCACAUUGCGCGAGCAAUACUCGACCGAAACAAGGAGAGGCCCGACAAAUGGAGCUUGCAAGGCAUCUUGCUCGGAAACCCAUGGAUGUCUCCCAACGAGCAGUACGACUCGUAUCUAAAAUACGCAUUCCAGAAAGGCCUGGUCGACAAGGACUCGGACGCCGGAAAACAGCUCAAGGGCAUGGAGCGCAACUGCCACACCAUGAUGGCAAGCGACCCUGGCAAGGUGAGCUACCCCGAGUGCGAAGAGAUCCUGACGGAGCUCCUUCUCGCGAGCAGAACAAAGGGCGCCGGCGAUCAGGAAUGCAUCAACAUGUACGACGUCCGUCUCAAAGACUCGUACCCCAGCUGCGGAAUGAACUGGCCUCCGGAUCUGAGCGCCGUCACCCCCUUCUUGCGGCGCGACGACGUUGUCAGCGCGUUGAACAUCAACUCUGAGAAAAAGACUGGAUGGCAAGAGUGCAACGGUGGCGUUGGCGUCGCUUUCCGUCCUCAGACCUCGAAGCCCUCUGUCGAGCUCAUGCCUGAGCUCCUGUCGGAGAUUCCCGUGUUGAUUUUCUCCGGCGCUGAAGAUCUCAUCUGCAACCAUAUUGGCACCGAGGACCUGAUUGAAAACCUGGACUGGAACGGCGGCAAGGGCUUCGAAGUAACACCCGGCAACUGGGCUCCUCGUCGAAACUGGACCUUUGAAGGCAAGGAUGCUGGCUUCUGGCAGAGCGCCCGCAACCUCACCUACGUUGUCUUCGCCGACGCCUCGCACAUGGUCCCAUUCGACUACCCGCGUCGCUCGCGCGACAUGCUGGACCGGUUCAUGGGCGUCGACAUUAGCAGCAUCGGCGGAGCCCCCACCGACAGCCGCAUCGAUGGCGAAAAGGGCCUCGAGACCACCGUCGGUGGCUCUGCGAACCCCAAGGAGAGCGAGGAGGCUGUCAGGCAGAAGCUCAAAGAGGCCAAGUGGGCCGCAUACCAGCGCUCCGGCGAGGUCGCGCUCGUAUUUGUCAUACUCGGCGCGCUGGGCUUCAUCUUCUUUGUCUGGCGCCAGCGGCGCAAGGGCGCCGCUUACAGCGCUCUCCGCUCCGAGGAGCCGGUGGGCUCCCGCCGUCACGCCGCCGGCGGCGACAUUGAGGCGCAGGAAGAGGGUAUCGGCCUACAGAGCAACACCCUACCUACUAACAAAUACUCGGUGGGCGAGGACAGCGAUGAGGAGAACGCGAGACCAGCGAAGGACGGCAAUAACGGUAAGCAGGCAAGCAGACCUCGCGAUGAGAAUUAA